This is a messenger RNA of Solanum verrucosum, 1196 nucleotides long. RefSeq lists its product as uncharacterized. The transcript has 5 exons. NCBI's taxonomy places the organism in Eukaryota, Viridiplantae, Streptophyta, Magnoliopsida, Solanales, Solanaceae. The record is from RefSeq and is a predicted model, not a curated record. The coding region runs from base 120 to 953 and encodes 277 amino acids.
AAUAAGAUUCAUUUCUCUAUCACUUCAUCAAAUCUUCUUCCAAUUUUCUACUCCAUUAAUGGCAUAGAAAUCUGAAAUACUCUGUGAAGAGUGAAAUUAACAACCAAAAAUAGAAAAUUAUGAGCAAUUUGAGAUCUAUUUGUAGGCCUCAAGUUGUGUAUUUUUCAAUUACUUGUUGUUGCAGAGACUUAUUGGGAAAAUCAACAGUUAGGGUUUCAACUUGGAACCCUAAUUCAGUUCCUCGAUGGACUAAACCACCGGUGCUGCAACCAUGGUAUCAUACUUCGAGUAGAAUUGAAACUUGGGAUCAUCGAUUGAAUCAGCAGAGGAGAAUGGUGACUACUUCUGCUUAUAAUUGGAACGAUUCAAAGUCUCCCUAUGAAACUCUCGAACUAGAAGGGGAUGCUGAUGUAGAACAAAUAAAAGUGGCAUAUAGACGAUUGGCGAAGUUUUACCAUCCAGAUGUUUAUAAUGGCAGAGGGACACUUGAGGAAGGAGAAACUGCUGAAGCUCGAUUCAUUAAGAUUCAAGCUGCUUACGAGCUUCUUAUAGAUGCAGACGAACGGAGAAAAUAUGAUAAAGACAAUCGAGUAAACCCCAUGAAGGCAUCCGAAGCUUGGGUGGAGUGGCUAAUGAAAAAGCGAAAAGCAUUUGACCAACGAGGUGAUAUGGCCAUUGCUGCAUGGGCUGAACAGCAGCAGCUAGAAUUAAAUCUGAAGGCCCGCCGCCUUGCUCAUUCAAAGAUGGAUCCUGAAGAAGAAAGGCGAAUCAUUGCUAAAGAGAGAAAGGCUUCUGUGGAGAAUUUUAAUAUUACGUUAAAGCGGCAUACACUUGUCUUAAGGAAAAGAGAUAUAAUGCGGCGAAAAGCAGAGGAAGAAAAGAAAAGAGUCAUUAGCAGGCUUCUGGCUGCUGAAGGUCUGGAGCUUGCGGAGGAGGACGACAAGAAUCUAUAGAAGAUGCCACGCGUAUUGGUUCGCCUCCAUGGACCUGGUGAAGAAUACAGUAUCUUGGAAAGCUACUUCAGGUUAAAACAAUGUGUUGUGCAAUACAGGAAGAAAAGCUGUAUAUAUGAUAUCUCCCAUAUAUCACUUUACAAAUGAAAAAAUAGUUAUCUUUUUAAGUUAUUUAGAUGAGCAUCAAUCAUAGGUUAACUUUGUACUAUACUGAACUUGGCAAGGUUGAAACGUUUAGUUUUC